Molecule: messenger RNA, 2190 nt
Organism: Brassica napus (rape)
Lineage: Eukaryota; Viridiplantae; Streptophyta; Magnoliopsida; Brassicales; Brassicaceae
Product: 3-oxoacyl-[acyl-carrier-protein] synthase II, chloroplastic
Exons: 14
Coding region: 249-1868 (539 amino acids)
Biological process (GO): fatty acid biosynthetic process
Cellular component (GO): chloroplast stroma
Molecular function (GO): 3-oxoacyl-[acyl-carrier-protein] synthase activity
Source: RefSeq, a predicted model, not a curated record
GGCUAUCUCUGUGUGUUUUGUUGUUAAUAACAGGAGGUUUUGUUUUGUUUUCUUUGACGUCUCCACGCACGAUUUUAAGCCUCCAUUACGCUCUGCACGCCUCCUGAAAGAGAGAGAGAGAGAGAUCGAAUCAUCUUAAUUAAACCUCUCUCGUGAAUCCGCUAGAUUCUCUCUUCACCGUUUUCUCGCCUCUCCUCUCCUCUCCAUUUUGUUUUCUUCUUCUUCGUCUUCUUCUUCUUGCCAUUGCCAUGGUGGGUGCUGCUGCGUCUUCCUGUUACGCAUCUCCCUUAUGCACCUUCUUCGUUGCUGCUUGCAUGUCCCUCUCUCACGGCGGCGGUGAUACCCGUCAAGCCUUUGGGCGGAGCCGUCGAAGGAGACAACAGCUCGGCAAAUGCUCUGGAUCCGGUAGCAUUCUCGUGUCUUCUUGUUUGGAGUUUAAGCCUUGCAGUCACUACAACAAGAACAACAAAGGCAAUGCCUUUCCUCUCCUCGGAUCGAAUAGCCUUUCUCUGAAUCGAAAGCAGAGGAAACUGAAUCGAGCAACUUCUUCUUCUUCCGGUGGAGCCAUGGCUGUUGCAAUGGGUAUGGAAAAGGAAGGCACUGUUGACAAGAAACCCCCUAUGGAGCAGCGUCGUGUUGUAGUGACAGGAAUGGGAGUUGAAACAUCAUUAGGUCAUGACCCAAACACCUUUUAUGAGAAUUUGCUACAAGGCAACAGUGGUAUUAGCCAGAUUGAGAAUUUUGAUUGUUCUGAGUUUCCUACGAGAAUAGCGGGAGAGAUCAAAUCAUUCUCAACUGAAGGAUGGGUUGCUCCAAAACUCUCUAAAAGGAUGGACAAGUUCAUGCUCUAUCUUCUCACUGCUGGUAAGAAAGCUUUGGCUGAUGGUGGGGUAACUGAUGAAGUAAUGGCAGAGUUUAACAAAGCCAAAUGUGGAGUUUUGAUUGGCUCUGCAAUGGGUGGCAUGAAGGUGUUUAACGAUGCUAUUGAAGCGCUGAAGAUCUCUUACAAGAAGAUGAAUCCUUUCUGUGUACCUUUCGCAACAACAAACAUGGGUUCUGCUAUGCUUGCUAUGGAUCUGGGAUGGAUGGGGCCUAACUAUUCUAUUUCAACUGCUUGUGCAACAAGCAACUUUUGCAUUCUGAAUUCAGCAAACCACAUUAUCAGAGGUGAAGCUGAUGUAAUGCUCUGUGGUGGCUCAGACGCAGUUAUCAUUCCAAUAGGGUUGGGAGGUUUUGUUGCGUGCAGGGCUCUUUCACAAAGGAAUAAUGAUCCCACAAAAGCUUCACGCCCUUGGGAUAGCAACCGAGAUGGUUUUGUGAUGGGAGAAGGAGCUGGAGUUCUGCUUUUGGAAGAACUUGAGCAUGCUAAGAAAAGAGGAGCAACAAUCUACGCAGAGUUCCUUGGUGGGAGUUUCACAUGUGAUGCCUACCACAUGACUGAGCCUCGCCCUGAUGGGGCUGGUGUCAUUCUCUGUAUCGAGAGGGCAUUAGCUGAUGCUGGAAUUUCCAAGGAGCAGAUAAACUACAUAAACGCACAUGCAACCUCAACUCCAGCUGGGGACCUUAAAGAGUACCAAGCCCUUGCUCACUGUUUUGGCCAAAACCCUGAGCUAAAAGUAAAUUCUACAAAAUCUAUGAUCGGACACUUGCUGGGAGCUGCUGGGGCCGUAGAAGCUGUCGCAACCAUUCAGGCAAUAAGGACAGGAUGGGUUCAUCCAAAUAUCAACCUCGAGAAUCCAGACAAUGGAGUGGAUACAAGUUUGCUGGUGGGUCCUAAGAAGGAGAGAUUGAGCAUUAAAGCAGCCUUGUCAAAUUCAUUUGGGUUUGGUGGCCAUAACUCCAGCAUCAUUUUUGCUCCUUACAAGUGAAAAAAGCAAAAGUCGUUUUCUUGUAUAACUUGCUGUAAGUGUUUUACAAGAGCUCUCCCUCAUGUUAUGUUGUGGUGGGAAUCAACACAGCCAAGAGCUAAGCUAAGUUUCUUAGGAUCAAGAUUUGAUGUGCUAGAGAACUUGGAUAGGAGGAGCAAACGUAGGAGAGUUUGGAUUUGCCAUCAAAAAAUUGUUCAUUAUGAUAUGUUUUUAAUGUGUUUCAGACUCAAAUUCUCAGAACAAGGUUAAAACUUUUACGUGUUGUCCUAACCAAUUACGUACUUGGUGAGAUUAGCAAUAUAUCUUUAGUUCAUGUCGUAAA